Molecule: messenger RNA, 960 nt
Organism: Arachis ipaensis
Lineage: Eukaryota; Viridiplantae; Streptophyta; Magnoliopsida; Fabales; Fabaceae
Source: RefSeq, a predicted model, not a curated record
AUGUCUACAUACGGGGAUGAUGUUAAGAAUGAUUCUGAUAAUGAUUUGGGUGAUGAUUUUAUUUAUGAACCGAAUUCACAUGAUGAUGUUGAAGAUGAUGAUGUUGAUUCGUUAGAUUUUACUAACAAGAGUGAACAUGAUUGUGAUGUUAAAAGAAUAUCAGAUUUAAUGGUGGAGGAUAUUUGGAACCUGGAGUUUAGGACAGAGGAUGAAGCUUGCCAAUUUUAUAACGCUUAUGCUUGUUGGCAUGGCUUUGUAAUGAGAAAGGAUGACAUCGUUAGUGAUAGGGAAAGUAAAAUCAUUUGUAGGCAACUUGUUUGCAAUAAAGAGGACUGCAGGAAUAUGAGAUAUCUUGAUCUGGAGAAUAGAUCAUGGGAGGCAAGGUCAAUCACACGAAUUAAGUGCCCAGCACGGCUUAAGGUUAAGGUUGACUACGGUUGUGUGGAGAAUCUUCAUAAUUUUGGUGUCAAGAUGUGCCAUAUUAUGGGAUAUAUUGCAUUUCAGAAGGAUGGAUAUCGUCAUGCUGGCUUCACGCGCAAAGAUUUAUACAAUCACAUUGAUCGUUAUCGUAGAUCAAAAGUAAAAAACGGGGAUGCAAAUGUCGCAAUUAACUAUUUGAUUGGCAAGUCAAACAACAAUCCGUUUUUCUUUGGGAAGUAUACGUUCACUAGUGACCAAAGGCUCAAGCAUAUAUUUUGGGCAGAUGGGCAAUUAAUUGUCGACUAUCACUGCUUUGGAAAUAUUGCUGCUUUUGAUUCAACAUACAAAAGGAAUAAAUACAACAAACCUUUGGUCAUAUUUUCCGGAUGCAAUCAUCAUGGGCAAACUAUUAUUUUCGGCUCCGGUUUACUAUCAGACGAAAUGACAUACACAUCUAAGUGGUUGUUGGAAAUGUUUGUUGAAGCGAUGGAUGGGAAGCUUCCUAAAGCAGUUAUAACAGUUGGAGACCUUGUCAUGUGA